AGAAAAUAUAUGUAGUGUUUCCAAUCGGUAUGUUUUAGUUCACUUGUGCUGUACGGUGAAAAAUGUUGAUGUGUCGUGAAUAUAUAACAGUGUACGAUAUAAGCAUGACAAGUAGAGUAUAAAUCUUCGCGUCCAGAAAUGCACGCAAUUCCGUUGCAACUGGACAAAUAAAGAAACGAAAGAAAAAAGAGAAGAAGAAGAAGCAACCACUUAAGGAAAGAGUAUCAAGGCACUUAGGCAGUAAUCUGUCCAGGAGUGUUCUCUUUAUUUAGCUCUAUCAGGGGUGGUUUGUGUACACUGGCGAGCCGUAGCAACCCUUGUGGGGCGUAUCCUCCGCAGCUCGCCGCAAGAUUUCUAGAAGGACCUAAGGAACGAGCCGUCAACGAACGAGUCUUAAACGGCAGCACACGCACGCGCAGAACGAUAGUACCGGGGACAUACGAAAGAAACGGCCGAAGCAUCGAGUGAUUCCAGUGGUUUUCGUGCACACAGAAGAUCACCCCAGGCAGUCGCAAUGGCCACCCUAUCCUUGCGUAUCUCCAUACCGGAGAAAAACGCCACGAAGAUGAUGCAAUUCGACCCGAGCACAUCCGUUUACGAUGCUUGCCGUAUUAUCAGAGAGAAGCUCGCUGAAGCGAGUAACAUGGGCCAACCGAAGGACUACGGGCUAUUCCUUGCCGACGAGGACGUCAAGAAAGGAGUCUGGCUGGAGCCAGGGCGGAAUCUCGAUUAUUACAUUCUGAGGAACGGCGAUCUUCUCGAGUACCGGCGGAAACUGCGUACCCUCAGAGUGCGCAUGCUGGAUGGAACGCUGAAGACGUUGCUUGUAGACGACAGUCAACCCGUCGCCAAUCUCAUGGUAGUAAUUUGUACAAAGAUAGGCAUCACGAAUCAUGACGAGUACUCGCUGGUGCGGGAGCUGGCCGACGAAGAGACCGAGAACCAAAAACCGGGCAAUUUCGGCACCCUCACUCUGAAGAGACGGAAAGAGGAAAAAGGCGAACGGGACGCGAAGAUGGAUCAGCUGAGGAAGAAACUGAAGACCGACGACGAGGUGAAUUGGAUAGACCCCAGCAAGACGUUACGGGAGCAAGGAAUAGACGAGUCGGAAACGGUGUUGCUGCGGAGGAAGUUUUUCUUCUCGGAUCAAAAUAUCGACAGCCGGGAUCCGGUGCAAUUAUCUCUUUUGUACGUUCAGGCAAGAGAUGCAAUCCUAGACGGCACGCAUCCAGUUACUCAGGAAAAAGCUUGCACUUUCGCUGGAAUACAAUGUCAGAUUCAAUUUGGCGACCACAAAGAAGACAAACACAAACCCGGCUUUCUCGAUCUUAAGGAAUUCCUGCCACAGUCCUACCUGAAAGUAAAAGGCAUCGAGAAGAAGAUCUUCGCGGAGCACAAAAAGCACGUAGGCCUUUCCGAGCUCGAUGCAAAGGUUCUCUACACAAAAACGGCAAGAUCAUUGAGCACGUAUGGUGUCACGUUCUUCCUGGUGAAAGAAAAGAUGAAAGGCAAGAACAAGCUAGUGCCACGUCUGCUUGGCGUCACGAAAGACUCGGUCCUGCGACUCGACGAAAAAACAAAAGAAAUCCUGAAGACCUGGCCAUUGACUACCGUCCGACGUUGGGGAGCCUCACCAAACACGUUCACCCUCGAUUUCGGCGAUUAUUCUGAUCAGUAUUACAGCGUGCAGACCACCGAGGCCGAGCAGAUCCUCCAGCUCAUUUCCGGUUACAUCGACAUCAUCCUAAAGAAGCAGAAGGCCAAGGAUCACUUUGGUAUCGAGGGAGACGAAGGCUCCACUAUGGUCGAAGACAGUGUGUCGCCUCUGAAAGCAACAAUUAUGCAACACGAAACGAGUAACGUCGGCAAGGGAAAUGUGGAAGCCGUGUCAGUCGCUAUACCAGCAGUCAUGAGAGUUGGAGGAGACGGGGCUCGACCAUAUGGGACCGGGCACAUGGGCGGUGCUCAGUACACGACUGUCAGUGGCCAGGUGAACAUCGCUCACGCUCCACCGAUGGUGCAACAAACCAAAGUCACAUCCGUCCUGUCCGAACCACAACGUGCCUUACUGUCGACUAUUACCGCUGGUCACGAGGUGAUCCAUAUCGCGGAGACCGAGCUGUCCUGCAAGGCCUCGCUCCCUGAACUGGGGACCGAUCCAGCCUCACUGAAAUGGAUCGAGCAGACCAUCGACACGCAAAAACAGAACGUCGGCUCGCAGAUCGCGGCGAUGAACGCCGCGACCGCGCAGGUCGUCACCUUGACAUCCGGCCCGGCCGACCACGUGGAUCACACCGCGGUGGGCGCUGCGAUCACCACGAUCGCCACUAAUCUGCCCGAGAUGACGAAGGGCGUCCGGAUGAUCGCCGCCCUCAUGGACGACGACACUUCCGGAGACAGGCUCUUGGACGCGGCGAGAAAACUUUGCUCGGCGUUUUCCGACUUAUUGAAAGCCACGGAACCGGAGAACAAGGAGCCGAGACAAAAUCUUCUGAAUGCCGCAUCCCGCGUGGGCGAAGCCUCGCACCAAGUGCUAACCACUAUUGGAGAAGAAAACGACUCGAACCGCGAGCUUCAAGACAUGCUGCUUGCUCUGGCCAAGGCGGUAGCUAACUCGACCGCCGCGUUGGUGCUCAAAGCAAAGAACAUCGCGGCCACGUGUGAAGAUUCUGCGACUCAGAAUCGCGUCAUAUCCGCUGCCACUCAGUGUGCCCUCGCGACAUCACAGCUGGUCGCUUGCGCGAAGGUCGUGGCACCGACGUUGCAGUCUCCAGCUUGCCAGACACAGCUGAUGAACGCAGUUAGAGAGGUAACAAAGGCUGUCGAAGGCUUGGUCGAGGUGUGCAACGUGACCUGCAACGACGACAAUCUUCUGAAGGAGCUGAGCGCAGCAGCGUCCGAAGUCAGCAGAACCCUGAAUGACCUGUUGAAUCACAUAAAAACCGCUACGAGAGGAGAACGAGCCAAGGAGACGGUCCAAGAAGGAGCGGUAGAGACGAUACUGGUAGCUACGGACAAACUGUUCGCCAGCACCGGAGACGCCGGUGAGAUGGUCAGGCAAGCUAGGGUGGUCGGUCAAGCUACUGCCCAGUUGAUUCAAACUAUAAAAGGCGAGGCGGAGAGACAGACUGAUACGGAGCAACAACGUCGAUUGUUGGCUGCAGCAAAGGUACUAGCCGACGCCACCGCAAAAAUGGUAGAGGCUGCAAGACAAUGCGCCAGUAGUCCCCACGACGCGAAGAUGCAGGAUCAGUUGCGUCAAGCUGCCGAAGAACUCAGAGCUGCAACCACUGCUGCAGCCACUCCGGCAUUGAGAAGGAAAUUGAUCAAUAGAUUGGAAGCUUGCGCGAAGCAGGCUGCUUCUACCGCUACUCAGUGCAUAGCCGCUGCAUCGGGGGUUCAACAUCACAACACCAAUCCGUCUAGUCAAGAGGAACUAACUGCAGAGUGUCAUACUAUGAUGCAACAUAUACCACAUUUGGUGGCCGGGGUGAAGGGCACGCAAGCGCAACCGGAUAAUCCCACGGCACAGUUGAAUCUGAUUAACGCAUCCGAACAAUUCUUACAGCCUGGUACAUCUGUGGUGAAGUCUGCCAGGGCGGUUCUGCCAACCGUUACCGAUCAAGCCUCUGCGAUGCAGUUGAACAACACCUCUCAACAAUUGGGUGCGUCUUUGACAGAUUUAAGGUCAGCAGUGACACGCGCUAGAGAAGCUUGCGGUGGUUUGGAGCUGGAUGCCGCUGAGGAAUUGAUUAACAGCCUUAAGGAUGAGUUGGGCGAGUUUUAUAGAGCAGUCGAGGCGGCAUCUUUGAGACCUUUGCCUGAGGAAACAACAGAGUCCACUGCUCUUCGAUUGGGUGCCACGUCGAAGAAUGUUGGAUUCGCCAUGGCUCAACUUCUGUCUGCUGCCAAACAAGGAAACGAGAAUUAUACUGGAAGUGCAGCCAGAGAGACAGCGUCUGCCUUGAAGGAUCUGACUUAUGCUGUUCGCGGCGUGGCUGCCACAUCGAAUCAACCUGAAACACAGAAGAGGGUAUUGAUGACAGCGGAUGAUGUUAUCCUGAAGUCUCUGCGUCUUGUCAAGGAAGCAAGACGAGCUUUGAAGAGCCCAGAUAAUCCUGACAACGAAGCUAACUUGGCUGCUGUUGCCAAAGACGUGUCGAAUUCUUUGAACAAGUGCGUUUCUUGCUUACCCGGCCAAAGAGACGUCGACGAAGCGAUCAAGAACAUUGAGGACAUAACACAGGUGCUGGGUAUGAACGAGUUCCCGCAAACCAAUAAGAGCUACGGACAACUCCAAAGCGAUUUGAACAACGCAGCCGCAAAUCUAAACGAUGCUUCAUCAAACGUAGUCUCAUCUGUACGUUCUCCAGUACAGCUGGCAAGCUCCUCAAAACAAUUUACCAACGCUUUCGGGGACUUGCUGGGUGUCGGAAUGGAAAUGGCCGGUCAAACGACGAUCGAAACUCGCACUCAGAUGGUCGUCUCCUUGAAGAACGUCAGUAUGACAUCAAGCAAAUUAUUAGUGACCGCAAAAUUCGUGGCAGCCGAUCCCGGCGCACCGAACGCAAAGAAUCAACUGUCAGCGGCUGCGAGAGCUGUGACCGAUUCCAUCAAUUACCUCGUGGAUGUCUGCACGUCCGCUGCACCCGGUCAAAACGAAUGCGACAACGCGAUCAGGAACAUCCAAUCGAUGCGAUCUCUUUUAGACAAUCCUAGCGAGCCUAUAUCUGACGCGUCAUAUUUCGAGUGCCUCGAAAUCGUUAUGGAGAAGAGCAAGAGCCUUGGCGAUGGAAUGACAGGCAUAGCCAAUCAUGCGAAAAAAUCAGAACACGAACAGUUCUCGGUAGCUGUUCGAGGAGUAUCCACGUCGAUCUGUGGUUUAAUUGAAGCAGCGGCUCAGGCUGCUUAUUUAGCUGGAGUGAGUGAUGCAACUUCAGUUGCUGGGAAACCAGGCCUCGUAGACCAGGCCCAGUUCUUAAGAGCAGCUCAGGCUAUCCACACCGGUUGCCAGAGUCUUGGAAAUCCAACAAGUUCCGAACAACAGGUCCUCUCAGCCGCCACUAUGAUCGCAAAGUACACAAGUGCUCUCUGCAAUGCAUGCCGGGAAGCUUCAAACAAGACCAGCAACCCGGUCGCCAAGAGACAUUUUGUCCAGUCGGCCAAGGAUGUUGCUAAUUCUACGUCUGUUUUGGUCAAGGAGAUCAAGGCACUUGAUCAGAAUAACUCUGAAACCAAUAGGGAUAAAUGUGCAGAAGCUACGAAGCCACUUCUGGAGGCUGUGGAUAAUCUGUGCACGUUCGCUGGGUCUCCUGAAUUCGCCAGUCACCCUGCUAAGAUAUCCAUCGCUGCCAGAGCUGCCCAAGAACCUAUCACCAGCGCGGGGAAGGCUAUCAUUGAUGGGUCUUGUGCUAUGGUUCGAGCCGCUAAGAGUCUGGCUGUCAGUCCUAAAGAUCCUCCAACUUGGCAGCUGUUGGCCAAUCACAGCAAGAGUGUUAGCGAUUCGAUUAAGUCUUUAGUUGCCUCUAUUCGAGAUAAGGCGCCUGGACAGAAAGAAUGCGACGCAGCGAUUGAGAAAUUGUCCGUCAGGAUCAGAGAAUUGGACGCUGGAUCUCUUAGUGCUGUUUCACAGGCUCUGGUGCCGCGACGGGAUAACACGGUGCAAGGAUUCACGGACCAGAUGGAGAGCAGUGCGAGUGAAUUACGCGAGAAACUGGAACCUCUUCGAACAGCUGCCAAAUACGAGGCUGAGAAUGUCGGUCAUUCUGUUAACCAGAUUGCCUUGUACUGCGAGCCUCUGGUUUCUGGAGCGAUUGGUGCUGCCUCGAAUAUGGUGCACUCGAAACAACAAAUGGUACUGCUCGAUCAAACGAAAACAGUCGCGGAAUCUGCUCUGCAGCUUGUAUGCGUGACAAAAGAGUCCGGCGGUAAUCCUAAGGCUAUCAACUUCCAUGCGGAGGUGGAUGAAACUGUAGAAUCCAUGAAGGAUGCGCUGCAAGAGUUACAGAAUACUUUGGAGACUAUUUCCACGUCAAACGGCAUCGUAACUGGAUUAAUCGAUACCAUUUCACGGGCGAUGGUUAGGUUGGAGGAUCACAGAAUGUCUACCAUUGAUACGGUUGACUUUUAUGUGGAUUACCAAACGAGGAUGGUGGAGGCUGCCAAGGAGAUAGCACGAUUGGCACAGGAAAUGUCAACGAAAUCCAGCACCGACGUGGCCAGACUCGGUCCCCUCGCAGUGGACAUCUCUCACAAGUACACCCAACUAGCUCGCGACACUUCCGGUGCUUCCGCAGCGGCAUCCAACGCCGACGUGUCCGCAAGACUUCGUACUGGUGUUCAGGAGCUUGGUCGAGCAUGCGCUGAUAUAGUUCGUGCCGCGGGCACAUGUCAAAUGUCACCCGGUGACGCUUAUGCUCAGAGAGAAGUGGCAGAGCACAGCAAGAACGUCACAGAGAAAGUGUCCCAAGUGCUGGCUGCCCUCCAAGCUGGCUCCCGAGGCACGCAAGCUUGCAUAAACGCUGCCAGCACCGUGUCAGGGAUCAUCGGUGACCUGGACACCACGAUUAUGUUCGCCACCGCUGGAACUUUGCAUGCAGAGAACGAGGGUGACACAUUUGCCGAUCACAGGGAGAACAUUUUGAAGACGGCCAAAGCUCUCGUCGAGGACACCAAGACACUGGUAGCAGGCGCAGCUUCAUCACAAGAACAGUUGGCCGUGGCAGCACAGAAUGCUGUGUCCACGAUUAUCGAACUCGCUGAAGUCGUGAAAUAUGGAGCAGCCAGUUUAGGUAGCCAGAAUCCCGAAGCUCAGGUGAUGCUGAUCAACGCGGUGAAAGACGUGGCCUCUGCUCUCGGUGAUCUCAUACACGCCACCAAAGCAGCCAGCGGGAAACCUAUCAACGAUCCAAGCAUGACUCACCUGAAAGAGUCCGCCAAGGUGAUGGUGACCAACGUAACAUCACUCCUAAAAACAGUCAAAGCAGUAGAAGAUGAGCACACGCGCGGUACCAGGGCUCUCGAAUCGACUAUCGAGGCGAUUGCUCAAGAGAUUCGCGCUCUGCACACUCCGGAGAUCCAAAAGAGCAACGUGACUCCAGAGGAUUUGGUCCGUUGCACCAAAAGCAUCACGAUGUCCACCGGAAAGGCGGUAGCUGCUGGGAACAGUUGCAAGCAGGACGACAUAAUCGCAGCAGCGAAUAUGGGAAGGAAGGCUAUCAGUGACAUGCUAACGAUUUGCAAGGGAGCAGCCUACAACUGCGCUGAAACUUCUGAACUUAGAGACAGGACUCUUCAGGCUGGCCACGACGUGGCGAUGCAUUAUAGGGAACUAUUGCAAGCAAUCCUCCAAAUAGCCUCCAGAUCUGGUGACCCUAAGCACACACUGGUCCCGAUAUCUAGAAAAAUCGCCCAGAGUGUCACUGAACUGGUAGCUGUCGCUGAGCUGUUGAAGGGAAGCGAUUGGGUGGACCCUGAUGACCCAACUGUCAUAGCUGAGAAUGAAUUGCUAGGCGCUGCUGCUAGUAUCGAUGCUGCUGCCAAGAAGCUGGCUAGCUUGAGACCUAGAAGAAGCAUUCAGGAGGCCAAUGAAGACAUGAACUUCGACGAGAUGAUCCUCGAGGCCGCAAAAUCGAUCGCGGCCGCAACGUCAGCCCUCAUCAAAGCGGCCAGUGCAGCACAGAGAGAGUUAAUAGUUACAGGUAAAGUCUCACGACAACCUUUAACCAGUUCCGACGAUGGCCAAUGGUCCGAAGGUUUAAUAUCCGCCGCGAGAAUGGUGGCAGCUGCAACGCACAGUCUCGUGGAAUCCGCGAAUGCGCUUGUACAGGGUGUCAGCUCGGAAGAGAAGCUGAUCUCUAGCGCGAAACAGGUCGCCAGCAGUACUGCACAGUUAUUGGUAGCCUGUAAAGUGAAGGCUGACCCCGACAGUGAGAGCACUAAGCGUCUGCAACAGGCUGGAAAUGCUGUGAAACGAGCUACAGACAACCUGGUCAGAGCAGCGCAGCAAGCUAUCCAGCAGGAAGAAGAACGGUCCUUGGUUCUGAAUCGCAGGAUGGUCGGUGGCAUCGCCCAGGAAAUAAACGCUAGGACAGAGGUGUUACGUAUCGAGCGAGAACUGGAAGAAGCCAGAGGCAGACUGACAGCGAUCCGCCAGGCUAAGUACAAAAACCGACCAGACCUGACUGACACCGAUAAUGAAGGGGAACAGAGUGGCUAUGAAAGUUAUACGACAAAGUACGAGACCAGGGUAGUGAUGGGAUUUGAAACGCUUCGAAUCGCUUCGAAUCUGUACACGGACGAAAACUACGAAUCAUUUCGGAUCUGAUUCGAAGCUUAAAACUCUUGAGAGUCUUAAACGGAUUCGAAGUUUUGAACAGAUUCAAGGUCAACGAAUUCGAAGUCUUGAAUGGUCUUGGAAGUCUUGAAUGGUCUUGGAAGUUUUGGAAGUGAUGAGGUUUUUGUUUUUUAUAGAUUUUGCAAGCUUAAUGAAUAUUCAAUAUAUUACAGGCAUUUUGAUUACUUUUAUUCUAGCAGUAUCACUGAUAUAAGAUAUUAAAGAAUAAUUCCGAAAAUUUCGAAUAAUCAUAAAUACAUUUAUUGUUUUUGGGGACUGUAAGAAAGAAAAUGUUAAACAAAUUGAGAACGUUCCCCAAUGAUUGAGACACA
This is a messenger RNA of Dufourea novaeangliae, 8667 nucleotides long. RefSeq names its product talin-1 (gene rhea). Gene Ontology annotation, cellular component: plasma membrane; ruffle; focal adhesion. The transcript is spliced from 15 exons. NCBI's taxonomy places the organism in Eukaryota, Metazoa, Arthropoda, Insecta, Hymenoptera, Halictidae. Gene Ontology annotation, biological process: cell-cell adhesion. The coding region runs from base 515 to 8326 and encodes 2603 amino acids. Gene Ontology annotation, molecular function: integrin binding; structural constituent of cytoskeleton; actin filament binding. The record is from RefSeq and is a predicted model, not a curated record.